Lichtheimia ornata is the source of this 1752-nucleotide messenger RNA. RefSeq lists its product as uncharacterized. The coding region runs from base 1 to 1752 and encodes 583 amino acids. The record is from RefSeq and is a predicted model, not a curated record. NCBI's taxonomy places the organism in Eukaryota, Fungi, Mucoromycota, Mucoromycetes, Mucorales, Lichtheimiaceae. The transcript is spliced from 12 exons.
AUGUCUUCCAAGUCUUCCACUCCAAAGUUUUGGAAAAAGUUGGGUCUGGGGAAAAAGUCAUCCGCAGUAUCCGAGCAACAUACACAACAACCACCUAGCAAUGACGCUGACGACGACAAGUCGGUCAAGAGCAAACGACUAAGUGGAUUCUUCCCGCAUAAACGUCAAAGCAUGGGCUCUUUACGAGCGCGUCCUGCACCUACGAAUCAACCAUCCAUGCCAUGUCUAAGCGCCGCUGUUAAGAAUGAUCCACCUCCAUCAUUGGAUAUUGCCACACCAGAAAAGCCUGUAACACCACCUCCCAGUCAGGCAGAACAACCAGAAGAAGAGGACAAGCAACAACAACAAACGCAUGAUGUAGCACCUGUGCCACCCAAACCAACAAAUACCGACAAAUCAUCAUCCUCAGUGGCACCAACAAAGACAACUUCAACGACCCCUUCUCGUUUAGCUCGACCUCGAUAUCAUUCCAAUGCAUCUAAAGCAGCCGCUGUAGCCGCCAUCGCUGCUACUGGAUCAAACAACAAUAACAAUAAUAUCAAAAGUACACCUUCGUCCACCACAUCCACUAGCACCAGUAGCAGUAGUAGUGCAUCCAACAAACAACAACAAUCACCUUCUACACCUCGUCCAACACCUACCACCUCUUCUACUAGACUACGCAAACCAUCUCAAAUCCCAGGUGGUGUUGCUGCUGGUGGCAACAAGAUUCGAUCUCAAUCAUCCAACAAAAGUCUCAACAAGAAACAAAGUGCUAGUAGUCUUGCCAAUUCUACCAAGAAUGCGACAACAACAACAACUACAGCGGAUGAACAAUCUCAACCUACCAUUCAAUCUCUUUUAAAAGACUUGGAAAAAGAACGAUCCAUCGUCAAGGUCCUUCAAGGUCAAAAAGAAGCGGUGGCUAAGGAUUUGGAUUACUUUAGUCAAAUGCUAGAUGAUCUCAUGGAAGAAAAAGAAUCAUUGCAGCAAAAAUAUGAGGAAGAAAAGGAAAAGAACAAGACUCGUGAAGAAGAUUUGAAUGUUUUGAUGGAUAAACUCAAAAUGAGCAACAAUACUGCCAGAGACAAAUCCUAUCAAGUGGAUCAAUGGAAAUCUGAUAUCGAGCAAUUGCAAAAAGAUGCUCAAGAGGAGCGUGAUACACUCAAAGAGACUUUGAAGCAAAAGGAUAAUGCUCUAAGGAACCAAGACCAUGAGCUCAAGGAAAAGGAGCAUAUCAUCCAGGAGAAAGACCGCCAACUUGCUGAAAAGGAUCAUGAAAUCGAUAGGCUCAAGACGGAGCUUGCACAAUCACAUGAUCAAAUCGCAUUGUUGCGGUCUACCAUGGAUCAAUUAAUGAAAGCACAAGCAUUCAAUCAUCAACAGCAAAGCCAAGAUGACACUACCACACAUCAACAACAACGAGGUUCUUUACCACCCAGUCCUUCCACUCGUUCAUCGACUUCAUCCAUUCCUAUCAAGCAACAACAGCAACAGCAAUACAAUACCCCACAAUCUUCAGUGACGAGCGGUGAAUCUGAUGUAUCAUCCCAUCGUAAACAACCCACCCGUUAUUAUGAGGAGGUGAAUGAAUUGGAUCGUGAGUUGAUGAAACUCACCAAAGAAAAGGAAAAGCUUCAAUCCGAUUAUAGCAAGAUCCCAUUAUCCGGUGGAGGACCCAUGUCACGCAGACGUAAAGAAGAGCUUGAAGAAAUGUUGGAUGAAGUCGAUUCUCAAUUAAGCCGUGUCAAGCAAAAGAUUCGUCGUUCUUGA